This is a messenger RNA of Porites lobata, 9231 nucleotides long. NCBI's taxonomy places the organism in Eukaryota, Metazoa, Cnidaria, Anthozoa, Scleractinia, Poritidae. The record is from the annotation of a GenBank genome assembly.
AUGGAAACCAAAGCAAAAGUAGCUAAAGUUGAGGUAAUGUACCUGUUUUCCGUGUUAUCAUCCGUAUCUGCAAAAUAGCUAAUGCCUAUUGUUGCCUUAGCAGUCAUCUAACGGAAUGGAAGUCGAUUCUUCAACGAUCAACCAUGUAGAAGGAAACAGCGAGGAGCAAAGUCUGAAACACUCGUCUUCCAAAAAGCCUGAUUCUCGACCGACUGCUUCAGAAAUGACCAGUGCCGAUUAUUACUUCGAUUCUUACGCUCAUUUCGGUACGUAGCACCUGUUUAGAUCUUAUUUUUUAGUCGUUUUAACGAUCAAGUACUCACUGCGAUUGUUCUGUUUGUAUCUUGACUUCAAAUUAUCCACGGAAAUUCUGCAUCCAUCGUCUUUCAUUAGGCAUUCACGAGGUGAGUAGAAUGCAAAAAUGUUGUGUCAAACCAUUAACAAAUAUCAGUGAAUGUUGAUUGUGUGUUUUUAUCGUCUCAACCGCCGUGAUACUCAAAGUCGUUUUGCCCAUGUUUGUCGUUGUGGAUACAAAUGCUACCGGUCUGUAGCAGCUGCGAAUUUGUGAAUGCUGAAAAUUGAUCGAAGCUGUUUCGUCUAAUUGCUUGCUAACUUGAACAGAUAUAUGCCUAGAAGAUAGGUUUUUUGUCAGCCUUACAGUGGCUAUCCCGGGUGGAGGGGGGGAGGGGAGUCGAUCACGGAUAACCCCUGGGCAUUCCACAAUAAUAUUACGUUUGCAAAUCCCCCCCACAAAGACCUGUAGAAUGUAAAAUGAUUUUAAAACGUGUGAACUGGUUUGGCUUUGUCAGCCAAUGUCUUAUAAAUGUACGUGGUUUUAUGUUUGACAGGCAAUUUUUUUUAUCAAUAUUUUCUGAUAAAAUUGAUAUCCAGUAAAUUCUUGGUUUGCAACCACGUGACAAGGCGGCCAUGUUGGGGGUCAAAACAAAAGAAUAUUUCCUCGAAAAAUUUACAUGAAAAUAGAGUUUAGUUCCCAGAGGAGAGAAAUGCUUUUGUUCUUGACCACCAACAUGGCCACCGUGACGUCACGUGCAAACCAGCAAUAGUAACACAAAAUCAAAGGCAGUGUAAUUCUUUUUGUAACGACAAAGUGGCAGGUGUUCCGGUAGUAUGGUAAGCAACUUUGUACCUUCUUUGACCCUGUCUCAAACUUCUCCUUGGCAAGGAAUUCCUGGCAUCUUGUAGCCUGCUUAGCUAGAGUUUCCAUGUGGUUUCAGAGCAAAGAAUGAGGAACGAGAGUAAAAGAUCAUGCAAAAAACGGUGCGAGUAAAAGUAGCGGGGAGGGGGUAGGGAGGAAAGGUAAGGAAACGCUUGCAGACAAACCUCAGGAUUUUGAAAACUGCCCACUUGACCUGUCAUGCCUGAGUGCGUCCACUGACAUUUGAUGCUGUCAUCAGCUGUCAUAAAUUGACCAAUGAAAUGUUUGGCCCUCCGUGGGAGAAGAAGUGAACUUUUGAGGAUGCAUGUGAACCCAAAAUAAAGUUUCUUUAUAUUUGGGAAGCAACGCGUGGAUGGCGGGAAUGGAGAAGUCUCAAUCAAUCCAAACGAUCAAUGCAGGCUUUGUAAUUGCAGCUUCAAGGGUAAAUUUAUCUUUUUAAUCCGUCUCAAAGGAAGGUCCGCCAGGGUUAUGUUUUGAAGUUUUAGCUCAAAACCUCCAGGAAGAUUUUAGGUGGUAAAAUGUGACAAACAGGUCAAAGCUCAGCUUGACAAAAUGGCUUAUCAUUCUUGCCACGGUACAGAACGACUAGAGUUGCUCUUGUAAAAGCAACUAAGAACAAAACCAACCCAGUAACUGAUGAAAUUUGAGUGGAGAACCAAACCCAUGGUCUUGCAAGUUUAAUUAGACAAAAUAUGCCUAGAGUUAAUUAUACACCCUCUGAAAUGAGUAUCUCCAGCAAUGUGACAGUAGGUUAAAUUGCAAAAAGUAGUUGGAACAUCCAUUCAAAAUCAUUGCAUGCAUCAUUUUCAAGUGCAAAGUUACGUACAUGAAUGUAAUGAGCUGUGACGUACCCCAACUUAAAUGUACGUCAAGAGUACCGGUAUUUUUUUUUCACAUUUAACAGGAAAUGAUCAAAGAUGAAGUGCGCACAACAACAUACCGGAAUGCAAUGUACUAUAACAGACACCUGUUUCGUGAUAAGGUUGUUCUUGAUGUGGGAUGUGGAACAGGGAUUUUGUCAAUGUUUGCUGCUAAGGCUGGAGCAAAGCAUGUAUAUGCUGUGAGUACUAUUGUACUUUGAAGACUAUUUUUUUCUCAGUUGCAAUGAUGAAUAAUCAAUCCUUGAAAUACAUGUCAAGCUAAUUGCAGGCCAUUUGAUUGAGACAUUAGAGAUAUCUCUAUUUUUUCCCCAGUCUACAAAAAAUAUUAACUGCAUGACUCACAGAUGAAUAGAGCUUGACAGUAUUCAUGAAUUUGCAGACUUAUAUAAAUGUUGCUCUGUACUGUUCAUGUAAUGUACAUAAUUUGCAAUAUACAUGGCUCAUUUCAUAGUUUAAUCAUAUUCUUGUAUGUAUUUCACUAGCCAUAUCAUUAGCUCUUAUACUCAUUCAUAUUGAUGUAAAACUUUUAUGUUUCCUUAGUUUUAUUUAUUUUGUACUUAAACUUUGUAUAUUCUGAAUCUUAUGCUUUUUGUAAUUUUAAUUUAGAGAGAGGGCCACAAGUUUACUAGUUUCUGUAACUAUUCCAUGCUACCCUCUUUAAAUAAAUUGUAUUAUUAUUAUUAUUAUUAUUAUUAUUAUUAAUGGCUAUACACUACCAUAAGUUUAUUUUCCUUUCCUGUAAGUGAUCUUUCAGUUCGAAAUGGAGGUGAAAACAAAAAAUUCUGUUAAAACCACAAUAAGAUUGUUUUAUUCCAUACAGUACUGAAAUCAACUUACAACUUAAUCUACCUGCAGCAGUUUGUCCAGGUUUUUUGGUAGUGGCAGUGACUAACAGUAAUAUUGAAUUACAGGUAUUACAUGUUUCCACUCUGUUUUUGUUUACAGGUUGACUUUUCUUCUAUUAUUGAUUACGCCAAACAAAUAAUCAAAGACAACAACUUUGAAGGAGGUAAACAUUACUGUUUAGACUUUUUCCACACAGUGAGGUUAUUUUCGCCAUAAUAUGUUGUAAAAUUUUUGCAAUUUUUUUUUUACAUCUUUCUCACAUCCUAUGUGUAUCAGAUGUCCUGUUUCUUAUGCAUAUCAGAAUCGUUUGAGAUGUUUACACUGUAGUUAAAGUUCAAAGUUGUUUUGUUCAUCUCUUCAACCAAUAACUCAAUCCAAGGAAACAAAAUCAGACAAAAAGUAAUGCCAAAUGCUCUAUGAGUGAAUUAAAGGACACAUAAAAAUCCCAGCAACUGUGGGCUGCUAAGAAAAAAAGGCCUGAGUGCCUUGCCUCUUAAUUAAAUGCAUAUUAACUUCUGUGAUGUCCGAAAGAAACCCUUACUGAAUUUGUGGAUAAAUGUUUUCAAAUUAACUUAUUUGUAUUAUUUUAUUUGUACUUGUAGUCAUCACCCUUAUUAAAGGCAAAAUUGAAGAAAUUGAAUUGCCUGUUGAGAAGGUUGAUAUCAUUAUUAGUGAAUGGAUGGGAUACUGUCUGUUGUACGAGUCCAUGUUGGACACUGUGCUAUUUGCCAGGGACAAAUGGCUGGUGAGUAGCCAUCUACAGCCUGUAAUUACCAUACUUAGACAACUGCAUCUAUCUCAGGCAAUGACCUCCUUAUUAAAUCCAAAAUAGUUGUAGAUUAUGGAGUACAAAGUAAUAAUAAUAAUAAUAAUAAUAACAAUAACAAUAAUAAUGGUGAUGAUGAUGAGAUGAUGAUAAUUGCAGGCAACAAGAGGAGCCCACAGUCCUAGGUGUAAUCUCCCGGUUGCUAUUAUGCAUGCACAGCACAUAUAGUCAGCUUUGUUAGUCUCGCUUGUGCAAGCAGCGAGACUCAUAAUCUGCAAGCGGUUUUAUUUUCUUCAUAUUUAGUGCCCAAAACAAUAGUUGUGGUCCCAGGCAUUCCUAGUGGCGAUUGUGGAAACUGGGAAUAAGCAUUGUGUGACUGAAGCCAUGCAUCUUUUGCGACGAAUGCUUAGGAGAGGUUAAAUUUAGAGCUUUUCCGGAAUGGGUCAGUCCACGAAUUCUAUUGGCUUGAAAGUGUUAAUUACUUUGGAAUAAGUGAACACUUGAGUGGUCAAAAAAAAAAAAAGAAGAAUCUUAAUUAGCAAACCUUUGACCAUGAGUGAUGUAAACUUUCAUUGUAUGCAAAUGAGUCUUGUGAUGAGCAUGCAGUUUAUUUUCAGCAAUGAUCGAAAUGACGCGCCAUGUUCUCAUCACAUUUCUCUCAAAUCAAGGAAUUUUCAUGCAAUUAUACAGGCAAUUGUAGGCUGUGACUGCAGACAUAUUUCCGGUUGUCGCUAACACGUACUGAAUCAAUUCAGAAACAAAUCAUCGAAUAUGCUGGUAUAAAAAGCACCAUUGAUAAAUUAAAGUAGGAAGUGAAAAACCUUUAGCGAGUAAAUCGUGUUUCGUGUAGAAGUAAUCACCUCAUUUCUUUAUCUUAUAUAGUCUCCAAGCAAGCAAUUUGCUGAUUUUAAGAGCGUUCUUGUUUGUAAUCCACAAUCUGCUCAUGCGCAUUUGGAUCUUCCAUUACUUGUAUUUUUGACCAUCUACAUGUGAACUUUGAUACAAAGUAUUUUGUCUCUUGCCCUCCUUAACCUUUGGUUGUUACUAGUAAUAGUAAUAAUAAUAAUGGUAGUGAUAAUAAUACACAUAUAAAAAUGUACAAUGUACAUGUAGCUCCUUUUUUAGUCCUUAUGCCAUGCAAAGCAUUUAUACAAAUUUAAAUUUACUACACCCCAAGUUCCAGACAAUUCAUCGAUUACUUGGUGACAAUUUUCCUUGACCACAAGGUUAACUGUUGAAACUGCCAUGAAUGAAUCUUUUUUCUGAUGAUGAAGUUGAGUUUAGUAAAGAAUGGCUGCAUUCCUGUAAAUUAAAGUACUGUGAGGAGAAUACUUUUUCCUUUCAAUGCUUUUACUUUUACUUUAUUAAUCUGCAAAGGCGGUAACCAUCGCGCGGAUAUAAAAUAAUAAUUCCAUACCAUAAGAAGAAAAAAAAAAAACAUACAUACAUUGCAUACCUAAAGAAUGACUGUUAAACACAGAAAUGGAGUUAAAGCGAUUAACAAUAUAUAUAUAUAAAGUCAAUAAAAACGGUCAAGCUCAUCUUUGAAUAAAGUCAAUAAAAACGGUCAAGCUCAUCUUUGAAUUUAGCAAUGUUUGGCUGGUCCAAUGUGGCAGCAGGGAGAGUAUUCCAUAUAUUGACAGUGGAGGGGAAAAAUGUUCCCAUGUAGUAGUUGGUAUUGCAAGUCAGCGGUCGGUACUUCUUUGGGUGGAAAUUUCUAGUGUUCAUAUAAAUGGCAUUAAAUGCUAAUGGCCCAACGAAAGUUACAGGUAUGUCACUGUACCUGAUUGUAGCUCACAUGUUACCAUCUUCACUUAAUUGCAGAAACCAGGUGGGCUAUUGUUCCCAGACAAAGCACAACUGUUUGUCUGUGCCAUUGAAGACAGGCAGUACAAAGAAGAUAAAAUCUAUUGUAGGUUGUUGUUUUUGUUUAUUUCCUCUCUUCUGGUUGAUUUAGCUGUUUAUAACCAUUUUUAGCUUAAAUCCUGUACAGUUCUUUGGUUCUGUUGCUUUUGUUUGCCUUUUCUCAUCCGCAUUUGUUUCCCUCUGUGCCUGUUAUGCUUGCUAUUUUUUUUUUUUUUUAUCAAAAACCUGAGUCAUGUUCUAAUGUAAGCUUUGAAGUUGUACUUUCCUGUCAUACUUUUUAUUACUGAUGUGCAUUAUUAAUUUAUUUUUUGUCCACUGGGUGCUUUUACACAGUCAGUAAUUUUAUUAGGCUUCCACUGUAAGUUGCAGAUGAGGUUCUACAGGAGGCACGGGGCUACUCAUCAUGCAGUGUUGUCCUGCAUGUUGUGAUUCUGGCCAGAGUGAUUACAGCUAGUGCAAACAUAAAAAUUGUGCAUGUACAUAUAUAGUAGUUUUAAGCAAGAUUUCUUAAAAUGAAUGACCUUUUUGCAGGGUGGGACAAUGUAUAUGGCUUUGACAUGAGUUGCAUCAGAAACGUGGCCUUAACUGAACCGUUAGUUGAUGUAGUGGAGGCAAAACAAGUGGUCACUAACUCAUGUGUAGUGAAGGUAAGGCUAAUGCACGUAGUAGGUGAUACCCACAUGUUCAAGUACAUGUAAGGGGCUACUAUACAUGUACAGUGUAGGUACAGUAUGUGUAUGGUGUUUUUUGAUGUUGUUGCAAAUAGGUUAACUUUUUCUUGCAACACUCGAAAGAGCAUUACGAAACAUUCAUUGUACUUAUAGGAUAUGCAUACAAAGAUGUAUAACAAAAAUAAGGUCCAGUGAAGCAUAAUAGUAUUAUUUUGUUAACUACAGCUGUAUAUGUACCUUCAGGGUUUUGGAUAUAUACAACUGUACCUGUAGUCUUUAUUUGUGAUGUAGACUUCAGUACUUUGCUACAUAGCCACUAUAAGUACAUUGUAUUACCAAGCUUGAAUACUUAAUUUUUGUUAUUGAAAAGGAAUUUUUUUCUGCAACAGGAAAUUGACCUGCAUACAGUGAAGAAGGAAGACCUAUCAUUCAGUUCCCCUUUCCAGCUGUACUGUCGACGGAAUGACUACAUCCAUGCUCUUGUUGCUUUCUUUACCAUUGAGUUUACACACUGCCACAAAAGAACGGGAUUCUCUACUGGUAAAUCAUCUUCUGUAUACAAAAUGUCUGGGGCCAUUUUUCAUGCAUAAAGUUACACUUGACCUUCAUGUUAUAUAGCACGUUGAUAACUAAAAUUGAAGCGUGACUUCUUGCAUCGAGAAAAAUGUAUUUUUUGAUGCAACAGGUUACACUUCAUUUUCAAGUUAUGCAGCACGCUGAUGGCCACAGUUUCCUCUUUUUGCCAAAUUUCUUUUGACUAGAAAAAAAAUAGAUUGAUAAAAAUUAAUGACAAGCAAAGACUAGAGUAUAAUGGACUCUACUUGUUUGAGAACUUAAUCAAACAGUAUUUUUGUAUCCCACCUUCAGAAUUAUUGUUUUUCUUAGGGACAUCAUGGACUUAUGAAGUGCUUACAUGGUGUUUCAGUUUCUAUGGAAACACAAAAAUAGUUGUUUAGUGCAGCCACACCCUGUGCAUGACUUCAAGAGUUCAAUAUUAAUGUUAGUGUUUUAUUAUAGCUCCUGACUGCCACUAUACCCACUGGAAGCAAACUGUAUUCUAUCUUCACGACUACCUGACUGUCAAAUAUGGGGAAGAAUUAAUAGGAGAAUUCAAAAUGAAACCUAACCCAAGAAAUAAUGUAAGUACAUGAAUAUACAUCUUUGUCACUGCUGCAGGUCCUGUUUUUAAUGCACUUCCAUAUGUCAGUGUAUUCCAAUUAAGACAAAAUUAUUUCUUUAUUAUUUUCUCAUGAACUAAGGAGUUGUCUAAUUUCAAACCCAGGAGGGCUGGGUACAAUUCUGUUUAUUAUGGGAUAAACAAAAUGAGACCCUCGGCUUGAAACUAGGCAGUAAUGUUAUAUUGUCAGGGUUCGCACGCACCUUGAAAGUUCUUGAAUUUUCAAAUAAAAAUUCAAGGCCUUGAAAGUCCGUGAAAAUUGCAGUCAGCACUGGAAAGUCCUUGAAUUUCAAUGCUAAGUUUAUACAUGUAUUUAAAAGAAAAAGGAGCAAACACAGAAAGACCUUCGGGAUAAAAUUACUGAAUGUUGUGAAUGAACUAAAAAAGACAUAGACUAAAGGCUCUAUUUUGUACUGAAUGGAGUCCUUGAAAAAUCGGAAAUGUGUCCUUGAAGGUCUUUGAAAAGUCCUUGAAUUUUUUGUUCAAAAAAGGGGAGCAAACCCUGUAUUGUUAUUGAGAUACUUUUCUUGAAAUCUGAUUUCAGCGUGAUCUGGAUUUUAACAUCAGUGUGGACUUCAGUGGUGAGCUCUGUAACUAUCAAUCUACAGCUAACUACAGAAUGCGAUAGUCGGGUUUAGAAAUUAAUUGUACUUGUAGAUGUACAGUAACAAGAGGCUAGCUAAUGAUAAGAGGGUGCUGCAGGCUGGCAUCAAUUUGCGGUUACACAACUGUAGACUAGAAGAGUUAUAAGAUUUAAGUCAGUGAGAUGAGUAAUAAGUAAGGUAAGGGGAAGACAGAAUGUACUCCCUCCUUGGGAAGUCCUUCUCUUCUGCUCCUUUGCCAACAGCAUCAACUUCACUCCUUGUUUUCCAAAAAACAUUACAUUCAACCCUUUGGACCAUGUCCAGUCAUGUCCUACAAAGAAGCAAAGGUUGUGACAGCGUGAUAGGGAAAAACCGUAACUUAAAGCUAAUUUAAUUCGAACAAACAUGCCAUCAUACUGAGCUAAAUCAUUAUGUUACUUUAUACUGCCAAAAAAUAUCACCCACUGUGAAAAUUACUAAGAUAGUUGAACACGAUAUUGAGCACUAAUUUGCAGACGCGCUAUACAGAAGGUUUAAAGCGCCUGCGACGCUGGCAAGCCUACGAACAUGCUGAAACAGUUCUGAUAGAAAUUAAUAUUAGCUUGUCCUAAAAGGGUUUGUUAUGAUUUCCUCUUGGAGUAAAAAGGUAAAAUCUCCUCGCACAGUGGAACAAUUAACACUAAAACAAACUAAGUCAUGUAUGUUUCAGUUAGAGAGAAGCCUCUUUUCUUUUGCUUCGUAAUAUUAUGUUUAUUCUUGAAGAGGUGGUUGAAACAGAUUCAAAGGAAACAAAAUUCUACCACUACAAAUAAAAUGUAGCCCUGAAUUUAACCUAUACGUAUUGAAGUCUGUGAAGUGGACUGUUCGAGGCUCGAUCAAAACAUUUCGUUAGGUUGUCAGGGCUACAUUUUCUUUUUGGUGCUUCUUUGUAGUUGAAUUCUGAAAGCUAUACUUGUUGAAUUUAGCACACCGUAGUAAAAGGGGAAAUAUAUUUAAGAAAUGAGACUCUAUUCUCCAAAUAACAUCCUUAAACAUAAGGUGCUGUAUAUUUCAUGUAUCAUAUUGGCAGUACAGUAUUUCUUCGCGUCUUACAUGUGCACACCAUUUAGGUAUACCCUGCCUUGAUAAGGAACAAUUACUACCCAAGAUAUGUAUAACACGUCAAACCAUCUCAAAAGUUUAUUUUUCCCUUUAUACGUAAGGUAAGGCUAUGCCCUGUUUGAGACAGGGGGAUACAUGUAUGCCGUCGCCAUUUUUGUGCUG